UCAGGAAACACAUAGUGCCAAGAUUCAGACAAUUACACAACUGUGAGCUGAGUAAACAACACUGUGAAACAAGCCAACACCAAGCAGAAAGAUCAUGUCACACUAUAUUUACUUUCUUUUUUCCCUUGGUACGGCAGUAAGGCAGCACUGCAUGUAGCUUGUUCUCUAUUGACCUGAGUACCCUCUAAGGACCAGUGAGUGACACUCCAUUGCUGAGGAGAUGAAAUAAAAGACACCAUCGCAGGCACCGAGGAGACAAAUCACCUCUUGUAGUCGCAUCUUGCAUUUGAUGGAAGCGAUGGAAUCUUUUCUCAUAUUUCCUUUUUAUUAAGAGGAGCAUCAUACAAAAGACAUUAACAGAACUGAAAUAUAUCAGGACAGAUGCAGGUUAAUGGGUCAAAACUAACAUUCAUCUUGACCAUGGAACCUCUGGGCUUGUCUCCAUCAGCCGUCUAUCCAAUGUUCCUUCUUGGACUGGUGACCUACUGCCUCAUACUGGUCUUCAAUCUCACCCUCAUCCUCACCAUCACCCUCAGCAGGCAGCUGCACAAGCCCAUGUAUUUACUGCUCAUCAACCUGCCCAUCAAUGACAUCAUGGGAGCCACUGCCUUCUACCCUCAGCUGAUCCACAGCAUCCUCUCCCAGGAUCGCACCAUCUCCCAGGCAGCGUGUUUCCUCCAGGCAGUGUUAGUGCACCUGUAUGGUGGUGGUACCUUGCUCAUUCUGACUGCCAUGGCGUACGACAGGUAUGUCGCCAUCUGCUGUCCGCUCAGGUACAGUGCGAUCAUGUCUUCUGGCAAAGUGGCCAGGAUCAUUGCUGCUGUGUGGCUGACAGACAUCACUGGAAUUUUAACUAUCUUUUGUUUGUUUGUGAAGUUAAGGUUCUGCCGGUCAGCCAUUACAGACAUGUACUGCAACAAUCCCUCUCUGAUGAAACUGAUGUGUGAGGAUGUAAGCAUUAAUAACUACUAUGGCUUGUUCACUGCCUUUUUGUUGCAGAGCAUUGCAUUGUUUGCAGUUUUCUUCACCUAUAUACAUAUUCUGCUCACUUGUCUUCUCAACAGACGUGCCGAUACCAAGAGUAAGGCCAUCCGGACUUGUGGCACACAUUUAAUGGUGUUUUUUCUUUUUGAGCUCACCAACCUGUUUACUGUUGUGUCUCACCGAUUUGAUGAGGUGUCACCCUUUCUGAGGAGAUCUGUAGGAGUCUCCAUUUUGGUUUUCCCUCCCAUCCUUAACCCCCUUAUAUAUGGCCUCAACACAAAUGAAAUUCGAACAAAAGUGCUGCAUUUCUUAAUCAAUAAGGUUUCUCCCUUCUUCGUAAAGAGGUGUCCUGACAAGCAAACAUGUUAGACAUAAACAUUUAAAAAAUUUUUUACUUAUACAGAUUUUUGCAGUGAUGUUUUCAUUUUGGGAAACAAUCUUUAGAUAAAAUUUUUUUAAAAUUUUUACAAUAUGACUAAAUAUAAAAAAUAAUACAAUAACUAGCAAAAAAUUAGCCAUUCUACAUUUGUUACUACCCAACACAAAUAUUGAAACUAUUCAAAUGAAUUACUGGGAUUGCAGUAAAACAGAUGUUUUGUGACAGAAGUCUGAUUAAAUCAGAGCCCUGUAAUUUUAAUCUUUAUUUUUCCAGUCUUUAAGCUUCGGGUGUAAGUACGUAAAUGGCUGUUUUAUCUUGAAACACAGUACUACAGGUCGUCUUCGGUUCCGAUUGAUCGGUCCUCAGUCGAUCUGGUCGUAUGUCGACCCUUUAUUUUACAUGCAAACAUUAUCAUAUGUAUAGUACACUGUAUAAUAAAAUUAUAUCACCUUUAGGUAAUAUUGUUUGGUGUUUUAAAACUUUGUCACCCAUUUUCUUAGUUAAUUAUUGUUAUAAUAUAACUUUUGUAUCACCAUUUAAACUGCUAAGACACAAAGGGAUACGAAUAUACAGUCUACUGUACUGUGAUCGUCGCGAAGAGCAGGCUGAGCACCAGAUGAAUGAAUGAGCGUCUCGCGGGGACGCUCGCGCUGCGGGCAGUCAGGGCGGAAACUGUCAUUCACUCACGCGGCGCAGCACUCACGAUUGUAAAAUGGAUCAGUCGUAAGUCGCGUAGGUGGUAGUAGUAGUAGUAAUAAUAAUAAUAAUAAUAAUGCAUUUUAUUUGUUUGUAACGCACUUCAUAUUUCAGGUAAAUCUCUAAGUGCUCAGGUCGUAAGUCCUGACCUGUACAAUAACCUAGAAGCAAAGGGAGCUGACAAAUAAAAGUGUUAUAUAAAUAUAAAACAUUUUAGGCUGUACAGUUCUGUGUGUCUUUUUUAAAAAUUCUUCUACUAGUUGCUACUAAAUUUUCUAUAUGAAAACAUUUGCUGUGACAGUGUUGAAAUACAUUUUUCUGUUCUGAUUCUGACAGUAAGUGCUGGGCUCAGUUUUUUCCCCUAUAAAGUAUCCCGGUGCAGUGAAGCAUUACUGGUGAUGUUAUUUCCGGUAAUGUAUCCCAGUGAGAUAUUAAAUUACUUAAUUUUUAUUAAGUCUAAGUUGUCGGUAAAUGAAUGACACAUUUCGGCCUGCAAGUUUCACUCUGCUUGUAAUAGUGGGAGUCCUGAAAUUAGAGGUAUUUUAAAGCAUGAAAAAAAUAAACAUAAUUGUAUUAGUUUUUGUAGAAUAUGUAUCUGUUGUGAUGUUACAGCUUUAAUAAAGUUUAAAGGAUUUGCCUCUAACACAGACAUCUUAAUGUGCCUUUUGUCUGGCUCGUUCCCCAGUACUGUAGCCACUCCAGCCAAGUCUGUAAAUCAUCACCACUCUAAUACAGGGAUCCAGGCUGAUAUUUGAUCUCAUCAAGCUGCAACAAGCUUGUUAAAAAAAAAACCGCUCUAACACCUGA
Messenger RNA from Brienomyrus brachyistius, 2866 nucleotides. RefSeq names its product olfactory receptor 4D1-like. The record is from RefSeq and is a predicted model, not a curated record. Gene Ontology annotation, cellular component: membrane. Gene Ontology annotation, molecular function: G protein-coupled receptor activity; olfactory receptor activity. Gene Ontology annotation, biological process: G protein-coupled receptor signaling pathway. NCBI's taxonomy places the organism in Eukaryota, Metazoa, Chordata, Actinopteri, Osteoglossiformes, Mormyridae. The coding region runs from base 382 to 1353 and encodes 323 amino acids. The transcript has 2 exons.